CGCCGCUGGAGGGCGGACUCGUUCAAGGCGAAACCGGACGUUGAAGUUACCUCCGCCGAAGAAGAAGAAGAAGAAGAAGCGGAAAGAAAACAAUCACACCGGAGGAGUUUGUUGUUGUUGUUGUUCUUUUUUUUUAAAUUAUUAUUAUUCAUUCACGUUGUUUUUAGCUCAGUUUUCGUCAUUAUUGUGAAGCUCGGACACAGCGGACACCAUGCCCGUUAUCUGCGCCGCAAUAGGCUGCAACAACAAGUUCGUGAAGGGCUCAGAAAUCAGAUUUUACAGGUUCCCACUCAGCAAGCCCCAACUUGCCAGCAAAUGGGUGAACAGCCUGGGGAUGAAAAACUUCAUCCCUACCCCCAACACCUGCCUCUGCUCGGAGCAUUUCCGUACCGACUGCUUUAGGGACUACAACGGCAAACAGUUUCUGAGAGAGGAUGCCGUGCCCACCAUAUUCACCCAGGGGCAGGAUUCAUCAAAGAUCGAACUUCGUAAACGAGGGGUGAUACCGAAGGAGACACCCGUGGUGACUCCAAUGGUAACACCAGCAGACAGAGAGCGACAGAGAGAUGCCAUCAAUGUACGGAGGGAGAAAAGAGGAGGGAUGAGGGGUGGACGUGGAAGCCGUGGAGGGAAACAAAUGUCUGACAGACAGAGCAUGGGAGCCAAGAGCAGAGUGUACGACAGCAAAGGCCGACUGCUCUCCAACAGCAAGGACAUGUGUGACUGUCUGGACGUGGAUUGCAUGGGCUGCUUCUAUCCGUGCCCCGAUUGCGGCUCGCGCAAAUGUGGAGUGGAGUGCCGCUGCGACAGGAAGUGGCUUUACGAGCAGGUGGAGGUGGAGGGUGGAGAGAUCAUCCGGAACAAGUUUGCUAUUUAGUUAGCAGCGACUUUUGUGGGAAUCCAAAUGUGAACUCAGCUGCAAAGUCACGGACCUUUUUACAACUGAUGUUUUUUUGUUUUAAAGGAAUCAUCCAUGAUUGUGUUGUUAUGAUAUUUAUCACAAAGCUACUGUCCCUGGUAGUGAAGUAUGAAAAACAGUUUAACUAUUUGAAUGAUGAAUAGAUCAUGGAUGUUUAUUUUGUUGUUCCUGUCUCCUUUUAAAAGUUUUUUUUUUUCCUUUUGUGUUCUGUGUUAAAAAUGUGUCUUACCUGUGUCAAUAAACUCUUUUCACAAUGUUAUCUGCGAUGUUGAAGUGCUGUAACAUCUGCAGAGGUGGAAAUAA
Molecule: messenger RNA, 1222 nt
Organism: Larimichthys crocea (large yellow croaker)
Lineage: Eukaryota; Metazoa; Chordata; Actinopteri; Sciaenidae
Gene: arl14ep
Product: ADP-ribosylation factor-like 14 effector protein
Exons: 5
Coding region: 212-877 (221 amino acids)
Cellular component (GO): intracellular membrane-bounded organelle
Source: RefSeq, a predicted model, not a curated record